GACGCGGGUGACGAGGGCGACGGUGGCCCAGGCGGUGGCGACGGGCCCGCUGGAGAUCCUGGCGCUGCCGGCGGCCCCCCUCCAGUCAAGGGUGCCAAAAAGAAGCCCGCUGAAGGCUUCGCCCCUGGAGAGGGCAGCUUAUCGGCAGACUACCUGGGUAGGGCGCUGGUGCCGCACCGCUACUACUCUGUGCAAGUCGACCUUGACUAUGACGACCCUGACGACCACCGUGGAAAGAGAUUCUUUCAGUUGUUGAGCUUGAAGGUGCAGCCGAAGCUGAUCAAGACAGUUUCGACAGAGCAGCCAGAUCACGAAACUUUCGUGGUACACGCCCAACUGAUGCAACCAUGGAACGACCCGACCGAUGACGUGGUGGACGCUUACUGCAUAGAAGACCCUGCAUGCCUUGACUUGUUCAUGUACCUUGAUGCGUCACGCGAGUCCAGGCAGAGGCUCUGCAUUUGGGAGGUCAGGGACAGCGACAUCGAUGAGCGCGUGGCUUUGUACGGAGUUGUCGUGGCGAAGCCAUCUGGCGACACGUUAUCUUGGCCCACGCUGGCGCUUCUUGAUGAGCUUGAUGCGAAUGGAUGGCGCCGCGAGCUCGCUCCCAUCGAGUACGGGGAUGCAGCAUCUGCGUCGCAGUACGAUGGUCGGGCAGUGCGGGUUGGCAGGCGGUAUUAUUAUUUGCGCAUGCUCUGCUUGGGCGCCCUGUUUGAAAAGGGCGCCGCGCCAUUCAGCUCAGCGGAGCCAGACUCAUUCUACCAGUUGUUACUUAAGUAUCCCAGCAAGGCGGUGGCUGGGCAGAGUGCCAAAUCAUCAAAAGCAUUAUUGGACGGUCUUGGGGGCGACGAUACCUCAGAUCAUAUCAUCGUGAAUCGCCCUUCCAAGAAGCUCAAGCCCGCGCCAGCUCUGUGUGAUGAUGUCGUGGGCGACGACGGGGCCGAUCCAGUUGAGGACUGCGUCGACGGCGGCGUCGACAUCGAGCCACUCCCCAUCCCAGGCGCAGCUGGUUAUGCUGCUGAUGUCGAAGGGGAUUGCGGCGAUGAUGGCGGCGGGGACGGCGAUCCAGCAGGUGAUGGGCCUCAUGCCGACGUUCCAGCUCCAGUGCCAGGACCUCCUGUCGGCGACGCCGCAGGCCCCGCCCUCGCGGUCCCGCACUUCAUAGAGGGCCAGCGCGUCACGUACGAGUCUCACGUGACGCCGCCGGGGGUUCCUCACGCUGGACUCCGAGCUCGCUGCAGCAACCCUGCCCAUCCUGGAUGUCGGUGCUUUCGUUCUGGCAAGCUCGACGUCGACAGGUACGGGCCCAAGGCCGCUCAGUACUUUCUGGGGGCUCGGCUGCAGCUGGCACACGGAGCGCCCACCAAGGGCGCGCGCAGGAAGCCUCGCAGAGACGAG
Prorocentrum cordatum is the source of this 1398-nucleotide messenger RNA. The record is from the annotation of a GenBank genome assembly. NCBI's taxonomy places the organism in Eukaryota, Dinophyceae, Prorocentrales, Prorocentraceae.